Eupeodes corollae is the source of this 739-nucleotide messenger RNA. RefSeq names its product lipopolysaccharide-induced tumor necrosis factor-alpha factor homolog. Gene Ontology annotation, molecular function: zinc ion binding. Lineage: Eukaryota; Metazoa; Arthropoda; Insecta; Diptera; Syrphidae. The transcript is spliced from 2 exons. The coding region runs from base 139 to 525 and encodes 128 amino acids. The record is from RefSeq and is a predicted model, not a curated record.
CAUUUUGUUUACCUUACAGUAAACACUUACAUAAUUAUAGCUUAGUUUAUUAUUUUUUUUUUCGAAGCUAAAGUUGUGUUUUGUGUAGAAUAAACUUCGUAGAUAAGAAAACCCAUUGUUCUUAAAAUUAUUUUUAAAAUGCCAUCCGAUCCACCACCAGUUUAUGUCCAAACACCUGGCUACAGCCAACCGAUUCCAGCUCAAUAUUAUGGAGGACAACCUGGUGGAUAUAAUCCCAAUGGAACUCAAGCUUCUUGUGUGGUAAUAACACAACAACCGAUUGUGACAACACAAUAUGCACCUGUUGGACAAACUCAAUCCAGAGUUAAUUGUCCAUCUUGUCAUGCUGACGUUUUGACAAAUGUCAGAUAUGAACCAAAUACGCAAACCCAUUUGAUUGCUCUAUGUCUAUUUUGUUUCAUUUGCUGGCCUUGUGUUUGUUUGCCAUACUGCAUGGAUUCUUGUCAAAAUGCCAAUCACUACUGUCCAAACUGCAAUGCUUUUAUUGGAACAUAUCAAAGUUAAACAUUCAAUUUAUGCAAAACGAAAAACUACAUAUAUAAAUAAUGUCAAUUAUAUAAAUAUUUUUUAUAUUAUUUAAAAACGAAAACCUGUUAAUUUCCUUAAAAACAUUACUUAAAAAUGUUCAAAUACAUGUAAUUAAUAAUCAAAAACUUUUUUGCACUAUUUAUCAUAAAACUUUAAAACAAUUAUAUAAAUAAACUUUGAUUGUAAAAUA